Macrosteles quadrilineatus (aster leafhopper) is the source of this 3528-nucleotide messenger RNA. RefSeq names its product pre-mRNA-processing factor 39 (gene Prp39). Gene Ontology annotation, biological process: mRNA 5'-splice site recognition; RNA processing. Bases 281 to 3238 code for a protein of 985 amino acids. Gene Ontology annotation, molecular function: protein binding. The transcript is spliced from 19 exons. Gene Ontology annotation, cellular component: commitment complex; nucleus; U2-type prespliceosome. The record is from RefSeq and is a predicted model, not a curated record. NCBI's taxonomy places the organism in Eukaryota, Metazoa, Arthropoda, Insecta, Hemiptera, Cicadellidae.
UGAGCGUUCGUUUGUUUCUCCGUUUCUCAGUACCGUACUGUACUAGUUUACGUUUGUUUAGUUAGUUAGGUAGUGCUGCUAGUGCAGUGCGACUAGUGUUUCUUUGGAAUUUGGGUAAAAUCAGUUAACGAGUUAACUUAUGUCUCCCAAAAAAGAGUAGGCCAAUCAAUUGUUCAAAUCAAAAUAGCUAGAGGAUCACAUAGUUUUCAUAUAAUAUAAAAAAGGUCUACCAUUGAAAGCGUGAUCGUGUUUCAACUGUUCUAAACACAUUUCUCCUGAGAUGUCAGAAAAGGACAUCCCGGUUUCUUCGGCACCAGAAGAAAUUACUAAAACCAGAACUACAAGAGCAAGUUCAAGGCUAGGGUCCAGGAAGAACUCAACCAGUGUUAAAUCUACAUCUGAAAAUGGUGUCGAUGAUUCAGGGAAAUCUCUUGAUGAACCAAUUAAGGAUUCAACCAAGAUUGAAGAAGAAGAUUUAAAUGGUGAAGUUGAUUCUGCAACAAAAGGAGGAUCUACGAAUGAAUCUGUGAAGGAUUCUUCUAAUUCAAAUGAUGUGCCUGAGCUAGAUGAAGCUCCUCCCCCAACUAUAACUACACCACCAAGUAGGCCACUUCGUGUUCGAACCAGCUUUUCCACAGGGGAUAAUGAAGAGGUUGAAGAUAAGAAACAAGAAGAAGAAAUUCAAAUUCCAGAGGAAUUCACUGUUGUAGAAGAAGUGGAAAGUGAUUCUGAUGAUGUUCAAGAGAUACCCCCAGAAAAAAUGGAAGAUGAACCAUGUGACAAGACCUUUCCCCAAACUCAGACCCUUGAAGAAAUGACUGUCAUCGACGAAGUGAUCGAUGAAUCAGAAAAAAAAGAUUCUCUUGACGAGGCAAAACAAGAUAGUAACUUGGAGCCAGACACAGAGAUGGUGUCUGAGGACGAGUUACCAGCCGAAGUCAACAAGGAGCCUCUAGAGACAGAGGCAGUGUCAGAUGAGGAGUUGCCAGCCAGUGGAGACCUGCCUGACACCGAGGCCGUCUCAGAGGACGAGUUACCUCCUGAAGGAUCAGAGAAAAAGAAACGCAAGAGGAAGACCACACCCAACUCUAAAAAUAAGUCAGAUGUUGAUGGUAAGAAAGAAGAAGGAAGUGGUGUCAAAAAAGAAUCAGUGAAGCGUAAGCUAGCUGAUGGUGAAUAUGAUCCAAGCUCUCCCACAUCUGAAGCAAGCGAUGAUUCCCCAGCUGCCAAAAAAGCUGCUAUUGAUGCAAAAACACCUGCCAAACCUAAGGUUUUACCUGAGCUCGAGAAGUACUGGAAAGCCGUCCGUGAAGAUGCUGCUGACUUUACUGGGUGGACUUACUUACUUCAGUAUGUUGAUCAGGAGAAUGACGUAGAAGCAGCUCGUGAAGCUUAUGAUGCUUUUCUGUCACAUUACCCUUACUGCUAUGGAUACUGGAGGAAGUAUGCUGAUUAUGAAAAAAGAAAAGGGAAUAAAGCUAAGUGUGAGGAGGUAUUUGAACGAGGUUUGAAGGCAAUUCCAUUCAGUGUGGAUUUAUGGAUUCACUACCUUAACUACUGUAAAUCGGCCUUCACUGAUAAUCAAGAUUUAUUACGUAGUACCUUCGAGAAAGCUUUAGAAACUUGUGGCCUUGAAUUCAGGUCUGAUCGACUAUGGGAGGCUUAUAUCAAGUGGGAAACUGAAAAUAAAAAUCUCCAAAAUGUCACAAGCAUUUAUGAUAGACUUCUAGCAACUCCAACCCAGGGAUACCAGAGCCACUUUGAUACGUUCUGUGAGCAUGUGAACACCAACGCGCCCAGCAAAGUUCUGUCUGUUGAUGAGUUCCUGGAGCUGAGACAAGAGGUUCUCCAGGCUCUUAGACAGAGUGACACUCCACUAACAGAGACUCUGGCAGUACCUGGGGAUGACACAGAGGCGCCCCCUGGAGAGGAGCCUGCAGGGGAUGUUGUUGCGGCCAUUGCUAGUCCUGAAGAAACUGCCAAAUUGAGAGAAAAAAUCAUUUCAAUUCGCAAGAAGGUUCAUCUGGCUACAAAAGAAGCUGUAGUUGCUCGCCAGACAUUUGAAGAAGGAAUCAAAAGACCCUAUUUCCACGUAAAACCCCUGGAAAGGUGCCAGCUUAAGAACUGGAAGGAUUACAUUGAGUUUGAAAUUGCUGGAGGUGACAAGAAAAGAAUCAUGGUGUUGUUUGAACGGUGUCUGAUAGCUUGUGCGUUGUAUGAAGAGUUCUGGCUGAGGUAUAUCCGCUACCUGGAGGACAAGGCAAGUGAAAAUGAUGAAACCAUCCGGGACGUAUUUGAACGAGCUUGUACGAUACAUCACAAGAAAAAACCUAACUUGCACUUGCACUGGGCAGUGUAUGAGGAAAUACAAGGGAACUUUAAAAAAGCUGCUGAGAUUCUUGAAAACUUGGAGAAGGUUGUUCCAAACCUUAUUCAAGUAAUAUACAGACGAAUCAACCUGGCUCGAAGAAGUGGUGAGGUCUCAACCGCAGCAGAGUUGUAUGAACACUACAUUGAAAAAGCUAAAAACCGUGUAUUUGCCAACAAUAUGACCAUCAAGUACGCUAGAUUUUGUUGGAAGGUUCUCAAUGAUGUUGACCAGGCUGUGUCAAUAUUAAAAAAAGCUCUCGAGAAAGAUAAGGAAAACCCACGGUUAUAUCUACAGCUGAUAGACAUGGCCAUGCAGAGAACCCCCAUUGAUGAGGAGGAAGUAGUUGGAGUCAUCGACCUGUACUUGAGCCGUGAUACUGUUGAACUGGAACAGAAAGUAAUGUUCGCCCAACGUAAGAUAGAAUUCCUUGAAGACUUCUGCUCCAAUGUAAAAAGUGUGCAGAAAGCAACAGAAGAGUUCCAAAAACUGCUGAAGCAACUUCAAGAUAGGAAAAAGAAGGUUGAUGAUAUAAAAUCCAAGGUAGAAGAGUCUUCAUCAAAGAAAAUUAAAACAGACCAGAAAGAUAGCUCAGGAUCUUCACAUGUGGGGCCGUCAUCUCAAACGUCUCAGCCUCCUGCGUCCAGUGGCCAAUACUCUGCACCCAACUACAACCAAGGCUACAACCAACCACCAGCACAGAACAGCUACACAGGAGGAUACAACCAGCAACCACCGUACAAUCAGCCUCCUUACAACCAGCCUUCCUACAACCAGAACGACCCCAACUACAACUACCAGAACUGGGGAUACUCCCAGCCUGGCUACGGAAACUACAACCAGGGAUGGGGAGGGUACAACUACUACUAACUUUAAACACUUGACUCAAUCAUAACUUUGAAUACGAUUUAUGUAUAUAUUGUGUAACACGUAUUUCAAUAUGUUUAUUUUUUUAGAACUGCAAAUCUUUUUUUCACUGUCUCAUAGUUUGCUUAGGUAGUCCUCUGAUGAUAUGCAAAAUAAAAAAAUAUGGAUCCAUAUUACUAGUAUGUCUUAAUGAUGAUCUUAAUGUCUUUAAAUGUGGAUUCAUAGUAUGUUAAAUAAUGUAAUAUGUCAAUGUUCAGAUUUUAUUGAGUUUUUAAUAAAAUACUGAAAUGAUA